AUGUCUAGAGCCUUCGCUUCCCUCCGUACUGUUGCCCAGGCAACCAGAGUUGCUGCCCCACACAUGGCCAGAAGAUUGCCUAUUUUGGCCGGUCCCGCUCGUUCUUUUUCAUCUUCCAUCAUCCGUGGUAACCAAUCCACCGCCGCUUUGCUUGAUGUGGUGAAGUCCGAGUACAAAAUUGCCAGCUCCAUCGAGAACGAAUUGGCUCCUGACCACGUGCAGUUUUUGAAGGAGUCAGGAUUCGAGGUUAUCCAGAAACCUGGCGAGUCCAAUGUGCAGCUCCUGAAGACUUUGGAGUCCGGUGAGAAACUCACUGUUUUCUUCGACAUUGACGAGGUUACUGAUGUUUCCUUCGGCUCUCCUGAGGUCCCUGAGGAGGAGGAUGGAGCUACCGAGGAGCAGCUCGACGAUGAGCUCUACCAGUACGACUCCACCUUCGCCAACGUGAAGGUGUUGGUUUCCAACGAGGCCAAGAACAACGGUUUGUUCUUCAACUUGAUGUUGCAGAGCUCCGAGGAGGAGUUUUUCGUUGACUACUUCAACUACAAGCCCGACGUUGCCUCUUUCUUGAAGCAGGUCGAGGACAAGGGUGUCUUCUUGGGCAACUUUGAGUACCAGGGCCCACGUUUCUCCAACUUGGAUGAGUCCUUGCAGGCCUCCGUGGAGAAAUACUUGGACACCAAGGGCAUUGACUCCUCGUUGGCCGACUUUAUCUUUGGCUACGCUGAGGUCAGAGAGGAGCAGUCCUACAGAGAUUUGUUGAAGGACGUCACCUCGUACUUGAAGCAGAACUAA
Candidozyma duobushaemuli is the source of this 795-nucleotide messenger RNA. RefSeq names its product Mam33p (gene MAM33). Bases 1 to 795 code for a protein of 264 amino acids. NCBI's taxonomy places the organism in Eukaryota, Fungi, Ascomycota, Pichiomycetes, Serinales, Metschnikowiaceae. The record is from RefSeq and is a predicted model, not a curated record. Gene Ontology annotation, cellular component: mitochondrial matrix. Gene Ontology annotation, biological process: cytosolic ribosome assembly. The transcript has a single exon.